This is a messenger RNA of Porites evermanni, 703 nucleotides long. The record is from the annotation of a GenBank genome assembly. NCBI's taxonomy places the organism in Eukaryota, Metazoa, Cnidaria, Anthozoa, Scleractinia, Poritidae.
UCAGCCAAAAUCUUAACUUCAAGAUUUUGGAACGCUAAAAUCUUGAGGUCACCCAAAAUCUUAAAUUCAGGAUUUCGGAAAGCCAAAAUCUUGAAGUUAGCCAAAGGCUUGAAUUUAAGAUUUUGGAAAGCCAAACUCUUAAAACUACCAAAAAUCUUAAAUUCCCUUUUUUGGAAAGCCAUAAUCUUGAAUUAAGAAGUUUGGAAAGCGAAAAUCUUGAAGUCAGCCAAAAUCUUUAGUUCCAGAUUUUGGAACGCUAAACUCUUGAGGUCAGCAAAAUCUUGAAUUCAAAAUUUUGGAACGCUUAAAUCUUAAAGUGAGCCAAAAUGUUGAAUUCAGGAUUUUGAAAAGCUAAAAUCUUGAAAUCAAGCAAAAUCUUCAAUUCAUGAUUGCGGAACGCUAAAAUAUUGAAGUCAGCCAAAAUCUUCAAUUCGUCUGUUUGAAACGCUAAGAUCUUGAAGUCAGCCGAAAUCUUCAAAUCAGGAUUUUGGAACGCUUAAAUCUUGAAGUCAGCCAAAAUCUUCAAUUCAGCCGUUUGAAACGCUAAAAUCUUGAAGUCAUGCAAAAUCUUGUAAUCAGGAUUUUGGAAAGCCAAAAUUUUGAAAUCAGCCACAAUCUUGAAGUCAGCCAAAAUCUUAAAUUCAAGAUUUUGGAAAGCCAAAAUGACGAUGUCAGACAAAAUCUUAAAGUCAGGAUUUUGGAA